Molecule: messenger RNA, 3251 nt
Organism: Trifolium pratense (red clover)
Lineage: Eukaryota; Viridiplantae; Streptophyta; Magnoliopsida; Fabales; Fabaceae
Product: ATP-dependent DNA helicase DDX11
Exons: 9
Coding region: 197-2917 (906 amino acids)
Biological process (GO): nucleobase-containing compound metabolic process; establishment of sister chromatid cohesion
Cellular component (GO): nucleus
Molecular function (GO): DNA binding; hydrolase activity, acting on acid anhydrides, in phosphorus-containing anhydrides; ATP binding
Source: RefSeq, a predicted model, not a curated record
AACUUCAAGCAACAAAUGUAAUGAAAAAGUUGCCGCCAUGGGAGUGGCGCGAAGAGUGGAUUGAAGUUGCAAUGAAAAAGACAAACAUCAUUAGCUACUACUACUACUUACAUUACAUUCCUUAAUCCUUAUUCGCAACUACUAAGAAAGAAUAACAAAACCCCAAUUUUCCAACUACAAACAACCAUAAUCCAAAAUGAACAAAAAUCAACAAGAAAACCCCAAUUUCUCAGCGUUCCCUUUCAAACCCUAUUCUAUUCAAAUCGAUUUCAUGAACGCCCUUUAUCAAUCUCUCAAUCAAGGUGGCAUCUCCAUGUUAGAAAGCCCAACUGGUACUGGAAAAACCAUGAGUGUAAUUUGUAGUGCAUUGCAAUGGGUGGUUGAUCGGCGACGACAACAAGAAGAAGAAAAAGCUCUAGGGUUAAUGAGUGGGAAGAAUGAGGGUUUGGAUGAUGAACCUGAUUGGAUGAGAGAUUUUGUUGUUAACAAUAAUGAUCAGAAAGAGGUAAAAAGAAAGAUUAAGAAGGAGAAAUUUAGGGCUGUGUUAGGAAAAUCUGAUAAUGAUUGUAGGAAAAAGAAUAUUGGUGAUUUGAAGAAGAAAAUUGAUGAAGUGGGUGAUGAUGAAGAUGAGUUUUUACUUGAAGAAUAUGAGAGUGAAGAUGAGAAAGUUGAGGGUACUAGUGUAGUGUCAAAGAGGAAAGCGAGUAAAAGUAGUUUUAGUUCUUCGAGUGAAGACGAGUCUGGUGAUGAUGAUGAGGAGGAGGAAGAGGAGAAGAAGUUGAAGGUUUAUUUUUGUAGUAGGACACAUUCACAGCUUUCACAGUUCGUAAAGGAGUUGAGGAAGACGGUGUUUGCUGAUGAGAUUGAUGUUGUGAGUUUAGGUUCCAGGAAAAAUCUUUGUAUUAAUCAAGAAGUACUUGCACUUGGAAAUUCGACUCGCAUAAAUGAGAGAUGCUUGGAACUCCAAAAGAAAAAGAAAAAUGAUGCUACAAAAGUUAAGAACAUAAGAGUAGGUACAGGAGCACGCAGAACAAAGGCCUCCUCUGGUUGCCCGAUGCUUAAAAAACAUAGACUACAAAAAGAAUUCAGGGACGAGGUAUCUCAACAAGGGCCUUUGGAUAUUGAAGAUCUUGCUAACCUUGGUAGAACUAUGGGAACUUGUCCUUACUAUGGCUCUAGAAGCAUGGUUCGGAAAGUUGAUCUUGUGGUCCUUCCAUAUCAAUCUCUUCUUUCAAAAUCAUCUCGUGAAGCACUUGGUCUGAAUUUGAAAUCGAACAUUGUUAUAAUAGACGAGGCUCAUAAUUUGGCCGAUUCACUCAUCAAUAUGUAUGACUCCAAAAUUACUUUAUCACAGCUAGAGAAUGUGCAUCGUCAUGUGGAGCGGUACUUUGUGAGAUUCCGGAACCUUUUGGGAGCUGCUAAUAGGAGAUAUAUUCAAACUCUGAUGGUCCUCAUACAAGCAUUUCUCCGGGUACUACUCAACGAGAAAGAUGGAAAUCUCAUAGAUUCAUGUCGUGAUAUAGAACAGGCUUCUGAAGAAAGGAGGGCCUCUGAUUUUACUAUGGCCAUCAACGAUUUUUUAUUUGAACUAAAUAUAGACAAUAUCAACUUGGUCAAAUUGGUAAAGUACAUAAAGGAAAGCAAUAUCAUGCACAAGGUUAGUGGCUAUGGAGAAAAGAUGGCUACCUUGGAGAAGGUAUCAGCACUUAAUGUAACAGGGGAACAUGGUGAAGAUGGAAGCUGUCAGUCUGCUUUUCAGGCAUUAGCUGACAUGUUGCUAUCACUGGUAAACAAGGACAGUGAUGGAAGGAUAAUAAUUUCCAGGUCUAGUUCAACAAGCUUCAGGAAACAAGGUCAAGGAAGAUAUAUUAAAUAUGUUAUGCUCAGUGCAGAGAAGAUUUUCUCCGAGAUUGUAGAUGAAGCACAUGCCGUCGUGUUAGUAGGCGGAACACUUCAGCCAAUAGAAGAGACAAGGGAGAGACUCUUUCCAUGGUUACAAUCAAAUCAACUGCACUUCUUUUCUUGUGGUCAUAUUGUGCCGCCAGAGAGCAUUAUGCCAAUCGCAGUUUCCCGUGGGCCUAGUGGCCGCUCCUUCGAUUUUAGCUACAGCUCCAGGAGCUCAGCAGAUAUGAUGCGAGAAUUAGGUCUCUUGUUAUGCAACUUGGUGUCUGUAGUUCCCCAAGGAAUUGUAGUCUUCUUCCCUUCUUUUGAUUAUGAAAGUAGAGUCUAUGAAAACUGGGAGUCUUCUGACAUCCUUGCAAGGAUUACAAAGAGGAAGCGUGUCUUUAGAGAGCCUAGAAACAACAUGGACGUUGAAUCUGUUCUCAAGGAAUAUAAAGAUACCAUUUAUUCUCCAUCAAGUGUGACUUCAGAAGUAAACCAAGCAUCUCAUACUGGUGCAGUACUCCUUGCUGUCGUUGGUGCAAAGUUAUCUGAAGGGAUCAACUUGAGUGAUGGGAUGGGUCGAUGCGUAAUCAUGGUUGGUCUACCAUAUGCUAGCCCUUCUGACAUUGAGUUAUUGGAGAGGAUAAAACACAUCGAUGGUUUUAAAAAUUCCAAAUCCCUUGACAAUCCUGGAAUUUCUGCUAGUUAUGAUGUAUACGGAGGAGAUAUACAAGGUGGUUUUAGCAUAUUAAGAAAUAGCAGUCACAGGGGAAAGGAGUAUUACGAGAAUCUCUGCAUGAAAGCUGUAAAUCAAUCAAUAGGUAGAGCAAUUCGUCACAUCAAUGAUUAUGCAGCUAUUUUAUUGGUUGACACAAGGUAUGCAUCUGAUUCCUCAAAACGGAGUUUUACCCACCCAACCACCAAGCUCCCCAAUUGGAUAAAAGAUCGCCUCGUUACUUCUACCAAAAACUAUGGUGAAGUGCAUAGGUCGCUGCAUCAGUUUUUCAAACUCAAAAAGACAUGUUGCCAAUAGUCACUGCUACAGAUCUUGCAAAUCCAUGAUCUCCAUUAUAUUAUAAUUAUGUUACGCAUGUAUCUAAUUAUAAGUCCCCUUUUAGAGUGCAAAAGGACGCGGAGAUAACAUUCAUUUAUAACACAAUUCUCAUUUGGUUUUAUAAUUUUUACACUUCACAAAAAGGAAGAACAAAGAGAAAUUAUACAACAGUUUCAAUUGACUUUUAUCAUCAUGUUCAUAGCCUCAUUAGAUAUUUAGUAGUUGAUUUUGUGUUCGGUGGAUGUAUCAUAAACAAGCAAUGUAUUUGCCAUUCAAUGGUAAGAUAUGGUUGUAAAUAUAACAUUUGACACAA